Aspergillus campestris IBT 28561 is the source of this 2610-nucleotide messenger RNA. RefSeq names its product putative alpha-glucosidase (gene agdC). Bases 1 to 2610 code for a protein of 869 amino acids. The record is from RefSeq and is a predicted model, not a curated record. The transcript has 7 exons. Gene Ontology annotation, molecular function: hydrolase activity, hydrolyzing O-glycosyl compounds; carbohydrate binding. Gene Ontology annotation, biological process: carbohydrate metabolic process. NCBI's taxonomy places the organism in Eukaryota, Fungi, Ascomycota, Eurotiomycetes, Eurotiales, Aspergillaceae.
AUGCUCUUGCUGGCCCCCCUGGCUGCGGGGGCCGCCGUGCUUGGUUCCCGCUCGGAGGAACAGAGCGAUUGCCCGGGAUACUAUCUCUCCAAUAUCCACGAGAAGCACAACUCUCUGACGGCCGAUCUGACUCUCGCUGGCAAACCCUGCGACACCUACGGCAAGGAUUUGAAGGAUCUGAAGCUUCUGGUGGAAUAUCAGUCUGAUGAACGUCUCCAUGUCAUGAUCUAUGACGCCGAUGAGCAAGUUUACCAGGUCCCGGAGUCGGUUGUCCCUCGCAUCGAGGGAGUCGAUAGCACCCGCCAUGACUCGGAGUUGAAGUUCCACUAUGAGGAAAAUCCCUUCUCGUUCACCGUCACUAGAGGGCAAGAAAUCCUCUUCGAUACGAGCGACUCGACCCUUAUCUUCCAGUCGCAGUAUCUGAACCUGCGUACAUCGCUCCCCAAGAACCCUAACCUGUAUGGACUGGGCGAGCAUAUUGGCCCUCUGCGUCUGCCGACCACCAAUUACACUCAGACUUUCUGGAACCGCGAUGCUUACGGUACUCCCGAGGGCACCAACCUGUACGGUACUCAUCCGGUGUACUAUGACCAUCGCGGCGAGGCCGGUACCCAUGGUGUCUUCUUGUUGAACUCCAACGGGAUGGACGUCAAGAUCGACAAGACCGAGGACGGCAAGCAGUAUCUCGAGUACAACUCCCUGGGCGGUGUUUUCGAUUUCUACUUCUUCACCGGAGACACUCCCAAGGAGGCCAGCAUUCAGUACGCCGAGAUCGUGGGCCUUCCCGCCAUGCAGAGCUACUGGGCCUUCGGUUACCACAACUGCCGUUACGGAUACCGGGAUAUCUUCGAGGUCGCAGAAGUCGUGUACAACUACAGCAAGGCUGAGAUCCCGCUGGAGACCAUGUGGACGGACAUUGACUACAUGAGCGGAAGACGGGUGUUCACGCUCGAUGAAGACCGGUACGACCUCGAAAACGUGCGUUCGGUCGUGGAUUACCUCCACGACCACGACCAGAAAUACAUUGUCAUGGUCGAUCCGGCGGUGAGCGUCAGCGACAACGUUGGGUACAAGAAGGGUGUCGAGCAGGAUAUUUUCCUCAAGAACUCAACGGGCGACCUUUUCAUGGGCGUCGUGUGGCCCGGUGUGACUGUCUUCCCCGACUGGUUCAAGGAGGGCACUCAAGAAUACUGGAACGAGCAGUUUGCCGACUUUUUCGACGCCGAGAAGGGCGUGGAUAUUGACGGCUUGUGGAUCGAUAUGAACGAAGCCUCCAACUUCUGCCCGUUCCCCUGCGCGGAUCCCUUCGCCUAUGCUGAGGAGGCAGACAUGCCCCCGACACCGCCCCCGGUGCGACCGAGCAACCCCCGCCCACUGCCCGGCUUCCCGGAAGACUUCCAGCCGUCCUCCAAGGUCCGACGGGAUAGCACCAAAGGCAAUAAGCUUGGUCUUCCCGGCCGUGACCUGCUGAACCCGGCGUACAAGAUUCAGAACGUCGCCGGAGUUCUUAGCAACUUGACUAUCCACUCGGAUAUCAUCCACGAGGACGAAGAGUAUGCCGAGUACGACACGCACAACCUCUACGGAACGAUGAUGAGCAGCGCAUCCCGCGAAGCCAUGGAAUCCCGCCGUCCGGGCCGGCGACCCCUGAUCAUCACGCGCAGCACGUAUGCUGGCGCGGGCAAGCACGUCGGACACUGGCUGGGUGACAACCUCAGCGAAUGGAACCAAUACCGCCGCUCGAUCGCCCAGAUCACGGCAUUCGCCUCGAUGUUCCAAGUCCCCAUGGUGGGCGCAGACGUGUGCGGCUUCGGCGCCAACACCACCGAAGAGCUCUGCUCGCGGUGGGCUGCCCUGGGCGCCUUCUACACCUUCUACCGCAACCACAACGGCCUCGACAGCAUCGCGCAGGAAUUCUACCGCUGGCCCAAGGUCGCCGACUCGGCGCGCAAGGCGAUCGACAUCCGCUACCGCCUCAUGGACUACAUCUACACGUCGUUCUACCGCCAGUCGCAGACGGGCGAGCCCUUCCUGCAGCCUCUGUUCUAUCUCUACCCCGAAGACAAGAACACCUUCUCCAAUGACCUGCAGUUUUUCUACGGCGAUGCCCUGCUUGUUAGCCCCGUUCCCGACGAGGGCGCUACCUCCGUCGAGGCGUACUUCCCCAAGGAUAUCUUCUACGAUUGGUACACGGGCGCGCCCAUCCUCGGCCAGGGCGCCAACAUCACGCUUGAAGACAUCGACGUCACGCACAUCCCGUUGCACAUCCGCGGCGGCAGCAUCAUCCCCGUGCGCUCGUCCAGCGCGAUGACCACCACCGAGCUGCGCAAGCAGAACUUCGAGCUGAUCAUCGCGCCCGGCCUGGACGGCAAGGCCUCGGGUAGCCUUUAUCUCGACGAUGGCGACUCCCUGGAGCAGGAAGCUACGCUCGAGGUGGAGUUCACUUACGAGAAGGGCAAGCUCCGCGUUAAGGGCAAGUUCGAGGGUGGCAUCAAGGCCGUUGUGGAUGACAUCAAGAUCUUUGGGGCUCACAAGCACACUGGUGUGAAGACUGCUAGUGUUAAGCACCGCGUGGAACUUACCAAGAACACUGAGGUGAAGUUGCUGUGA